GCGCUCUCCGCGGGAGCUCCGCAGAUAGUCGCAAGAGUCCGACCUCCGGAGAGAAGCGCCCGUUGGAGCACGAGCACGAACAGGACUCCAACCCCCCCCCCCUCCCCGCUCUCCUCCUCCCCCCCGGGAUGGGGCAGCGCGAGGGAGAAUGAGGGAGCCCGGCCGCGGCGUGUGCGUUUAAAGUGAGUGUCGGACCCAGGCAGGACCGGCCAGACCAUGAAAGUGACGGUGUGCUUCGGGCGGACCCGCGUGGUGGUCCCGUGCGGAGACGGACACAUGACGGUCCAGUGCCUCAUCCAGCAGGCCGUGAUGCGCUACAAGAAGGCCAUCGCCAAGGAGCCGGGCUACUGGCUACAGGUGCACCGUCUGGAGCACGGCGAUGGGGGCAUCCUGGACCUGGACGACGUGCUGUGCGACGUGGCCGAUGACAAAGACCGCCUGGUGGCAGUGUACGAUGAGCAGGACCCCCAUCACGGUGGAGACGGGACCAGUACCAGUUCCACCGGCACCCAGAGUCCCGACCCUUUCCAUGCGGCCAGUGAGAUCGAGGUCACCACGUCCAUCCUCAGGACCAACAUGCCUCUGCAGGUGCGGCGAAGCAGCGAUCCCGCCCUGGCUGGCCUCAGCACGUCCUUCCGCGAUGUCCAGGUGACGCGGGCAGAGCCGUCAAGGCAGCAGCCCACGCGCUGGUCCACGACGGCCGGCUUCCUCAAGCCACGCUCCACCGUCGACAGCCUCGAAUGCCGGGGUCGGGCUUCGGAAACGUACCGCAGCCUUCCUCGGGACAGCAGCGCCUGGGGCUCCCACAGAACGUUCCAGAGGGAAAGCGCUCGCACCUCCAUCGGUGCCGCUCCGCCUCUGGAGGACCCCUGGUUGGAGCGCCAGGACAAGGGCGAAGAGGUGGGGGAGGGGGAGAACGGCCGCAUCGAACCUGUUGGCAGGGCUGACUCCGGGUUGGAGCGCGUAUCGAGUCCAUCCCUCGACGACAUUGUCACGCUGGUGGAAGUGUCCAACGAUGGCGGCCCUUUGGGAAUCCACGUCGUGCCUUUCAGUUCGCGUGACCGCAGAACGCUGGGGCUCCUGGUGAAGCGCCUGGAGAUAGGAGGCAAGGCCGAGGAGCAAGGCCUGUUCCGCGAGAACGACUGCAUCGUCCGCAUUAAUAACGGGGACCUGCGCAACGUCCGCUUCGAGCAAGCACAGCAGAUGUUCCGCCAGGCUAUGAGGUGUCCCGUCAUCCUCUUCCACGUAGUCCCGGUGGCGAGGAAGGUCCAGUACGAGCGACUCUCUCAGAGCGAGAGGAGCCCCGCCUGCUCGCCCGGACCCUGCGGGGUCGAGACCCGGCUCGGCGAGACGGGCGGCCUGUCGGGCCGCGGCGAUCGCGCCGCCUGCCGCGUGUCGCAGACGGGUCCGCGCCCCCAGCGCAAGCCCGACCCUCAAGGCAACGCCCCCUCCGAGCCCAGCGGCUUCCGCUCGACCCUACCUCACGCCGCCGCCGCCGGCCCCGCGGGAAAGCCCCCGCCGGGCCCCCCUCUGUCCCCCCAGAGACCUCGAAGCUCCACGCCCACGGUAGGAUUCGCCAGGAGGGUCGGCCGUAAGCUCGACAUCCAGCUCAAGAAAGGUCCGGAAGGGCUAGGCUUCAGCAUCACAUCCCGGGACGUUCCCCUCGCUGGCUCCGCCCCCAUAUUCGUGAAGAACAUCCUCCCACGUGGGGCGGCGAUUCAGGAUGGCCGGCUGAAGGCGGGUGACCGCCUGCUGGAAGUGAACAGUGUGGACCUGAGUGGGAGGACGCAGGAGCAGGUGGUGGGUCUUCUCCGGGCCACGCCUAUGGGCGGAACAGUGGACCUGGUGGUACUUCGGCAGGAACAGGAGGAUACCUUCCCGAGUCGGGAAGCGAACACCGCGCCUUGGAUGCAGAGUCCUCGAGAUCCGAAGCGCUUGGCAAGAGAAGGGGUGUGUCCCGAGGAACCCUGCAGCCAGAUUGAGAAAACGGAGGAGGAGGAGUUGGUUCUGACGCCCGACGGAACCCGCGAGUUCCUGACUCUGGAGAUCCCGCUCAACGACUCCGGCUCGGCCGGCCUGGGCGUCAGCGUCAAGGGCAACCGCUCCAAAGAGAACCACGCUGACCUGGGCAUCUUCGUCAAGUCCAUAAUCCAUGGUGGAGCGGCGUGCAAGGAUGGGCGGCUCCAUAUCAAUGACCAGCUCAUUGCAGUGAACGGGGAAUCGUUGCUGGGGAAGACGAACCAGGACGCCAUGGAAACGCUGCGGAUGUCCAUGUCGGCCCAGGGCAAUAAGCGGGGCGCGAUCCAGCUCAUCGUCGCAAGAAGGGUUGCAAAACUCAACGGGUCGGACCUACCGCUGGAUGGUUCUGCGGACGACCACGAGCGCCGUAUCUCUCACUCCCUCUACGAGGGUUUGGACGUGGCCCCGAUACCAGUGAGCCCCAGCACGGGGAGGAUUAUGGGUAACUACCAGCUGUCGCCCACGGUGAACAUGCCCCAGGACGACACCGUCAUCAUCGAGGACGACGGGCCGACUGCUGUUCCCACCCACCUUUCUGACCAAUCGUCUUGCAGCUCCCACGACGAUGUGGGCGUGGCCAUGCAGUCUCCUGCCCGCUGGGCCCCGGAGAUGCAGAGCGACUGCCUGGAGCAGGACCAGGAUAUAGAUCCGGCCGAUGCCUUCCAGAGGGAGGGCUUCGGACGCCAGAGCGUGUCGGAAAAGCGGACCAAGCAGUGUGGUGACCCCUCCCAGCCGGAGGCCGUCAAGACCCGCAAGUCCAAGAGCAUGGACCUAGCAGCUGCUGAGGAUAACACCGCUUCCCGCUCGGAGUACGCUGAAGGAUCCUCGACACAGGAUGUGGGUCCCUCCCUUGGCCUUAAAAAGUCCAGCUCCCUGGAGAGCUUGCAGACCGCCGUUGCCGAGGCGAUGCUCAACGGGGACGUACCCCUCCACCGGCCACGCCCACGGAUCAUACGUGGGAGGGGCUGCAACGACAGCUUCCGCGCCGCCAUCGACAAGUCUUACGACAGGAUGCCCCCGGAGCAAGACGAUGAGGAUGUGGAAACACUCGAGGAGGACACGGAGGGCAGCUCCCGCUCGGGACGAGACUCGGUGUCCACCGUGGAGGCCUGCGAGAGGCAGUUCAAUGGAGGGCGCCUCAAGGAUGAUCGCAAGAAGGAGAAGGGAGGGAAGGAGAAGAAGAAGCAGGAGAAGGAGAAGGGCAAGCCCAUGAAGAGCGUCCUCAAAGGCCUGGGGGACAUGUUUCGGUUCGGCAAGCACAGGAAGGAGGAGCGACUGGGUGAGGGGGCGGAGCCUCAGGAGACGGGCGGACCCAGGGUGGGGUCCACGCAGGCCUCGGAGGAGGAGACGCUGCGCAUGAAGCAGGAGCAAGAGAGGAUCCAGGCCAAAACCAGGGAGCUCCGCGAGCGGCAGGCCCGCGAGAGGGACCGCCCUGAGCUCCGGGACAUCGACCGGGCGUUUGGCCCCGAGCUGGAACACGGACGCGUUGCGACCAGACCCUCGGAGCCCUCUCCGCACGGCGGCCACCAGCGCCUUCAGAACCCCCGAGAUGAACCGCUGUACACACAUGUGGGCGUGUCGCGCAAUGGCCGCCCUCCCUCUGCAGACAGCAACCGCCUGGCGCCCAGCAACCACGACCGGAUACGGCGGCUCAGGCAGGAGUUCCAGCAGGCCAGGCAGGACGAUGAGGGGGACGAGGAGCAGCAGCAGGGAUACGCCCAUGACCAGCAGUGGGGGGGCGCCGGGCCGUACACACCGACGGGACGCCACUCGGUCUCUGUGGAGAUCCAACUACAGCGGCAACGGCAGGACGAAAGGGAGGCUUUCCAGCAGACACAGAGGAAGUACAGCUCACUGCCACGGCAACCCCGCAAGAACCUGAGCACGGCGUCGCAGGACUCGUGGGAUGCGGGAUACCCGGGGGGCCCGGGCUUCUCUAUGGCCAAGGCGGACCCCCGCUACGCCAGCUACCAGGGUCCUCGCAACGGCUACCUGGGAGCUGCCGGGGGCGGGGCUGGGGGCGGCGGCUUCAACGCCCGUGUGCUGCUGGAGGCGCAAGAGCUGCUGAGGCAGGAGCAGCGCCGCAGGGAACAGGAAGCCAAGGCUGCGGCGACACCCCCUGCUCAGCCUCCCGCCCCGCCCGCCUCCAAGGGGCUGUUCCGGCAGGAUGUGCCGCCCUCGCCCUCGCAGCUCACCAGGAUCGGCAGGCUGCAGGCGCUCGAGAAGGGCCACCUUUUCUAUUCGUGAGGGGCGCCUGGUGGCUCCUGGUGGCCAGCAUUGAGUUUCUGAAAUUGUUAUAUCGCACAGAUGCGAUUUAUACACUCUCACGGUCGACACGGUCACGUUGUUCCCCCUCAGACUCUUCUGCUGACACGUCCUCCAGCACCCCGUGCCUUCGAUGUUCGAGUCUAGAGCACUGGCUCCCGAAGACCCGCCCACCGCAAAUACACACACGCACGCACACACACACACGGGCGCGCAAAUACACAAGCACGCACUAUGGCCACUCUGCGUCACUCAGGUACGGUCAUUGUACGUGUGUUCAGUUUUUCCAUAAUCACCCUUUUACUUUGAUUUCUGCAUUUUUGGAAAGAGAUUGAUUUCCAGCUCUGUUCACGGUUGUGUGGGAAGCCUGCGAGAAGGUGGGUUUUUUGGCGAGUUGAUGUCUCAUGCCGAGAUACAGGUAAGCCUCCGCUUCUGGUGCUCGCAACCGUCCGCGACCAGGUCCGUCCAGUCAUGCAGAGCGGCACUUUGCUAUGCCAUGUCUCAGCAUGUGUGGCAUGUCUCAUGGACGUGUCAAACAGCCAGUUACGGUCGGGGUCACAGCUUGCAACCGGUGGUACAGGAACCACUUCAUGACCACAAGCGCAUUUGAAGGGCACCAGUUUCGGUAUCUUCAGGACUACUGUUCUGUUUCUGAACACAACACAUCGGUGCCGUGAAUAAAAGCCGGGUCUCUGGAUUUCUCUAGGUGGAGAUUUCGAGGUCCAGAGCACUCUACAAACACACACACACACACACACUCAGAUCAAGGGACUGCCCACUUUGCUCUGCUGCCAUAGCAACACCAUGACGUCAUCAUCCGAGAUGUUUGCUGGCUUCUGACAGUUGCUGACCGCAGCAAUGUUACCUGACACACAGACCAGACCACAAGGCAACCAAGUGCCUGUUACCCACAAUCCCCUGCUCCACGUUCACAGGCCUGCGUUCCUGACCCAUUGUAGCGUUUUGUAAGACGGAAGCAGUGUCAGAUUUUUACCCUGUUUGCUAUUGCUUUGUACCUAUGUACCACGGUGUUGAUGUAAACAUGGUGCGGUCGCUAUAACGACCUCUACAGGAUGUAUCUUUAACUGUAUAACUGUAUAUGGCUGCAUUUCCUGUACAUAUCGAACUUGAGAUUAAAGAAAGCUUCAGUUGUCCU
Scleropages formosus (Asian bonytongue) is the source of this 5440-nucleotide messenger RNA. RefSeq names its product partitioning defective 3 homolog. The transcript is spliced from 26 exons. The record is from RefSeq and is a predicted model, not a curated record. Gene Ontology annotation, cellular component: cell cortex; adherens junction; apical junction complex. Gene Ontology annotation, molecular function: phosphatidylinositol binding; protein binding. Gene Ontology annotation, biological process: cell adhesion; microtubule cytoskeleton organization; establishment or maintenance of epithelial cell apical/basal polarity. NCBI's taxonomy places the organism in Eukaryota, Metazoa, Chordata, Actinopteri, Osteoglossiformes, Osteoglossidae. Bases 217 to 4266 code for a protein of 1349 amino acids.